CCCGGAACGUCACACCUGCGUCACGGAACAUGACGCACACCUAGCGGGCUGUAACGAAACUAAAUUUCACUUAGAAGAUUCACGAUUCGGAAAGUGACCCGGUGAAAAUAAUAAUUCGUGCAUGAUGUAAAGUUGAAAAGCAAUGUCUAGUUAAAUAAUGUAUUUUAUUUAAUUGAUUCUAAAUACAGUUAUACUCAAUAUCAGCGCGAACAAUGGGAGCAGUUCAUGCAAAGGAAAUAAAAGGCGACGAUUUGAUUGAUUCGAAUGUCAUAUCUGUGCGUGUGAACGAUGUCUCGGUCACGGUAGAGCGAAUUCACAUUGAUGGGCUAGGACGGACGAAAAACGAUGCUGUAGUGCCAGAGGUCAAGCAGAUAUUUCAAGCAAAAAAGUUUGAAGAUGUAAUCCUGAAAUCAUUAGAAGCAAAGUCAAAAUUGGAAGAUGUUGGUGCUUUUAAGAAAAUUCAAAUUGUCAUUGAUACUAGCAAAGAGGGUGGUGCCAGCGACGGGGUGGAGGUGAGCUUCAUCGUGGAGGAGUACAGUCGGAUUGGCGGCGGUAUACACACAAGCGUCGGAAACAAUGAGGGCAGUGUGGUGACUGGCGUUCGGCUGCCGAACUUGCUGGGACGGGGUGAGAAGUUGGUUGGAGAAUAUACUUACGGCUCGAGAAAAACACAAGGUUUCAAUCUAGUGUUCAUGAAGCCAUUCCUUCGAAACCCAGGAGCAAGAUUCACAGCAGGCAUAGGAAAAAGUGGAGGAGAGUGGCCAUGGAGUAGCUACAUGGAAUCAGACCUGGGAGCCAGCACUGAUCUGUCCUUUCAGUCGGUGUUUGGUCUCUACCACACUCUGAAGUGGGAAGGUGUGUGGCGGCAAAUACGGUGUCUAAACAACACGGCAUCGUUUGCAGUGAGGCAAGAGGCCGGCCAUUCACUCAAGUCUGCGCUCCAUCAUGCAGUAGUAUAUGACACGAGAGAUCACCCUAUCUUGCCAAAUGAGGGAUUCAUGCUUAGAUUGAACAAGGAGCUAGCCGGUAUAGGGCAUUGGAGAGAUGUUAAUUUUUGGAAAGGCGACAUAGAAUUUCAACUGAAUAAAUCGCUACUGUUUGGAACAGUUUUACAGGGCACUCUGGCGACAGGCAUGAUGCAGAGCCUGGACCGUGAACACGGACCUCGCAUCUGUGACAGAUACUUCCUCGGCGGUCCUCUCACGCUCAGGGGCUUCCAAAUGAGAGGCGCCGGCCCCAGCAGCGACGGUGAUGCUCUAGGCAGUACAUCAUACUGCGCAGGUGGUCUCCACCUCUAUACACCGCUGCCAUUCCGGCCCGGCAAGGGAGGAUUCGGCGAUCUCUUCCGCACGCACUUAUUCAUCAAUGCCGCCAGCCCUGACCCUUUUAAAGCAGGGCACGGCGCAGAAGAGACGAUGCAGCAUCUUGCUGCGCAGCUGAGGUGGGCCUACGGAGCGGGCAUCGUUCUAUGUCUAGGAAACAUUGCCAGACUUGAACUUAACUACUGCAUCCCCGUCGCCUUCCAGCCGACCGACAAGUUAAACAGAGGAUUUCAGUUUGGCAUUGGCUUGAACUUCUUGUGACGACACUACUGCCAAUCUUCAGCUCCACUUUAGCAUAGUACUUCGUAUGGCAACGCUCGAGGGGCUGUAUCUCCUGUGGCUCUCCCGUUGACACGAGCCUAGAAUCACUAGCACGGUCACUAUAGGUUUGUCGCUAUGACAACAGUAAGUCUUCUACGAUGGAUCAACGACCUGCUAACCCAGAUGAUGUGCACGUCAUCAUAAUGAUGCGAGUAAUGGGGACGUCCUUUAUAGGGGACAUCGCCUCACUUUUGUGCUCUUGCGUGAGUAGCCGUCGCUUAGGUGUUCCACUCGAGUGCUUGUCAAGUGGCGCGCGUUGUUUAGUCACUCUCUGCGCGAGGAGAGUGGGUCACAGUUCUCCUUCGUGUGACACACACUCGAUCUUUUCCACGCCAGAAGAGGGCGCCACUGCGACGUCGGCGUGCACGCGAGACGCGGGUGACUCCGUUUGGAAGCGACUGCAGCGUGUGUGCAGUGUCGCAACGAUGACGCGUGAAUUUGCAUUGCUAACACUCGCUGUUUGCUGAGUCGUCGGGCCGUUUGUAGCCACGUAGACAUUUAAUGUAGUCAGUCGUAUGAAUGUUUCAGCAUUUCGGCACAGCAGAGUCGUUGCAGCAGUACGAGGGUGCUUGCAUCAGGAGGCAGGGUAGUCGCUCCGGCGAUGUUGUUUAAAUGACAAUAAAGCGAGGCUUUCCUUUUGAUUUCAAGAGUACCUCAAGUGUGAAAUUU
Priapulus caudatus is the source of this 2312-nucleotide messenger RNA. RefSeq names its product sorting and assembly machinery component 50 homolog A-like. Gene Ontology annotation, biological process: mitochondrial respiratory chain complex assembly; protein insertion into mitochondrial outer membrane. NCBI's taxonomy places the organism in Eukaryota, Metazoa, Priapulida, Priapulimorpha, Priapulimorphida, Priapulidae. The transcript has 14 exons. The record is from RefSeq and is a predicted model, not a curated record. Bases 213 to 1583 code for a protein of 456 amino acids. Gene Ontology annotation, cellular component: outer membrane; SAM complex.